This is a messenger RNA of Pogoniulus pusillus (Red-fronted tinkerbird), 2741 nucleotides long. It is a transcript of the gene GNG10, whose product is annotated as G protein subunit gamma 10. Gene Ontology annotation, biological process: G protein-coupled receptor signaling pathway. The record is from RefSeq and is a predicted model, not a curated record. Bases 117 to 323 code for a protein of 68 amino acids. Gene Ontology annotation, cellular component: heterotrimeric G-protein complex. NCBI's taxonomy places the organism in Eukaryota, Metazoa, Chordata, Aves, Piciformes, Lybiidae. Gene Ontology annotation, molecular function: G-protein beta-subunit binding. The transcript has 3 exons.
CUGCGGCCGCUCCCUGGGGCGGCUCCGCGGCGGUGGCAGAGGCGAUCGCGCCGUGCACAGCCUCUGCCGCUCCUGCCGCUCUUCUCCUGUUCCUCCGACCCCUCCGCGGCCUCGGUAUGUCGUCGGGCGGCAGCCUGAGUACCAUGCAGCGGCUAGUGGAGCAGCUGAAGUUGGAGGCAGCCGUGGAGAGGAUCAAGGUCUCUCAGGCAGCUGCAGAACUCCAGCAGUACUGUAUGCAAAAUGCCUGCAAAGAUGCCUUGCUUGUUGGGGUUCCUGCUGGGAGCAAUCCCUUUCGUGAACCCCGAUCCUGUGCUCUACUCUAAAAUCAGGGAAGGUCGUCGGAGAGUUGCCUUCAAGCAUGACAUGAAUAACAACUGGCUUUCCUCCACAAGAAAAGUCUCUCUCUGUGUCCUAACUUUCGUGAGGCUAAAACAAUGCCCUAGAUAUUUAUGUUUGUUCUUGUGUCUCUGUACUUCACUGUAUUUUGCUAACGUUCUGAAAGUUUUUUUAAUAUAACUCUUACUCUUUCCAUAAUUGUUACUGUUGUUACUAUGCUGUGCUAACUACACAGAUACUGCCUGAGAAGUUUACAUGUUAGAAAACACAGAUUUUUACCUAAUUACUCCUGUGUUGGUAAAAUGUUAACACCAGAAUGAUAGCAAAAACUAUUUGUCUUUUCCAAAGGAAAACAUCCCAGAAGUGAAUCCUUGAUGUAUAAAAUUAAAUGUUAAUACUGGAGUGAUGUUCUUGGGGAAAAUCUUCCUUCUGUUAGCAAAACCUGGAACCAACUACUUUUUUUUUUUUUCCCAAGUGCAUCCAAGUCACACCCAUGAGAAACUGAUGGACGUAAUGUGUAGCACAGGCUUGAUUCCUAAGGCAUGUUUCUUAUAAAACUUCUCAUCUGUAAUACUUGUGCUAAUUUAUAUUUGUAAAGGUACUGCCCUGGUGGAAUUUCCUUCUGUCAUGGUCUAUGCCCACCUACCUGGCAUGAAACACAGUGCACAGCCACUUGCUCAAUUCUCUGCCACUUCAGUGGAAUGGCAAGAAGACAGAACAAAUGGCUGAACAGUUGAGGCGAAGGACAAGGAGGGCUCACUCAGCGAUUAUGGUCAUGGACAAAAGAUUCAACUUGGGGAAAGCAACAUCAGCAUAUAAAAAAAAAAAAAAAAUCACCACUUCACCAGUUCAGAGUAAUGAGAAAUACAACCAGAUCUUAAAAACAUUGUCUCUGUACCCCUCCCUUGUUCCCAAGCUUAUCUCUGCUCCUCUGCACACAACCUUCUCCCUUCAGCCAGUUCUCACCCCACCUCACUGUCUCCUUGUCUAACCCAUUGUGCCUAGGCUUACUUAAGAGGAUGUUAUAAGAGACAGUGUCAGAUACCUUACUGAAGUUGAGGUGGACAACAUCGACUGCUUUGUCCUCAUCUACCCACCUGGUCAUGCCAUCCUAGAAGGCUAUUGGAUUGUCCAAGCAUGAUUUCUGUUGGGUGAAUCCAUGCUACCAGUCCUGAUAACCUUGCUUUUUCUCCAAGUGCUCAGUCAUGACAUUGAGGACAAACUCUUCCAUCAGUUCCAGAGAAAUUCCAGAGAUAGAGGUCAGGCUGACUGGCCCAUAGUUUACCAGGUCCUCCUUGUCUUUUUUGAAGACUGGGAUGACACUGGCUUUCCUCCAGUCCUCAGGCACAUGUCCUAUUCUCCAUGACCCUUCAAAGAUGAUGUAGAGUGGCUUAGCAAUAACCUUAGCCAGAUUCCUCAGCAUUUGUGGGUGCAUGCCAUUGGGGCCCAUGGAUCUGUGGGUGUCCAGCUUGCCUGACUGAUCUCUGAUCCUUCCUCAAACAUGGGAAAGUCUUUCUCCAGACUUUCUUUUAUCUCCAGGGUCUGGGAUUCUUGAGGGCUGGUUUAAGCAGUAAAGACUGAAGCAAAGAAGGCAUUUUGUGGAUGAGGUACCCAUCUCAUACACGAAUGGUCUCACAUUUUCCUCAGAGUCCUCCCCUGGUGCAAUGUGGUGUCCAUCCAAUGGGAGGCAGUGCUUUGUGAACUUCUCCUACCAGUGCUGGGCUCUUCCAUGGGCUGUGGUUCUCAAGUGAGAAAGAACUCCAACACAGCCUUUUCUCAAGACUGUGGGGUCCUCCACGGGCUACAAAUGGGAUUCUGCCUCACCACUGACUUCUGAAGGCUGCAAGGACUCAGUCUGCCAUCUCACCAUGGCCUGAAGGGCAAUGGUAGCUUUGGCAUGCCUCCUCACCUCCCUCCUCACUGAUACUGUCUGCAUGAUUGUCUUACUCAUGGCCCACUCCUCUUCAAAAGUACCUGCCCAACAGGUUUUUCAGCUCUUUAAUAGGCUAUUGCAGAGGCAGUGAUUCGCUUGGCCCUGGCCAGAGGUGAGUCCAGCUUGAACUCAAAACUUCUCAAAACUUCUUACAGGAGCCACACAAAUACUGCACCACUCCCUCUUCCCCAAACUUUGCCAGACACAAACUCAGCACACCCUGAUACAUUUAAAAUGUGACUGAAAAGACACUAGAAGUCCAUGAACACUGAAAAGUAGCUGCAUGCAUAAUUGUCAAGGUUUGCAAUACACAAAACUUAGUAAAAUGUGCUUGAUCAUUUGCCUUCAGGUUUUUAUAGAACACUUUUACAAGGACAACUGAACUUUUGUAACAGGUUUUUAGUUUUGCCUACUUUCUAUUGUUUGUAUUAAUAUUUUAGAAGUUUGGAAAUAAAAUUCCUUCCCCUACUGA